Sphaerodactylus townsendi is the source of this 746-nucleotide messenger RNA. RefSeq names its product FMR1 neighbor (gene FMR1NB). The record is from RefSeq and is a predicted model, not a curated record. The transcript is spliced from 6 exons. NCBI's taxonomy places the organism in Eukaryota, Metazoa, Chordata, Lepidosauria, Squamata, Sphaerodactylidae. The coding region runs from base 1 to 621 and encodes 206 amino acids.
AUGCGUGUUAUGAAGGUUGAAAGUGCAGCGAAUGUCUUUUUGAGUUCACUUAUUGGAAUCUUAGAGAUGAUUUCUGUGAUCCUGAUUUUAGCAAAAUGCUUGUUUUUGAUGUAUCGUGCUAUCAGCCCAAGUUUUGCAUCAUCAACUCAACAUGAUUUAAAUGGAACUAAAGUAGCUCUCAGAGAGAGCAGGACAAACCCAGAAAUCAUAUCUAAGCAGCUGGUAGAUUUCUUCAAUCCAAUGACCUGUCGUCCCAGAGAAAAUCAAGUAGUGCAACCUUGCCUUGCUGGAGCGAAUAUCAAUGAGACACUAUGCUUGAAACAGGGAUGCUGUCCCGUCUACAAAGGGCAUGUUAAAUUGAACUGCUAUGCUCCACUCAAAGAUCGUGCUCUACGGACUCUGCGGGUGUGUUGCAUUGGGGCCGCUGGACUGUUUGUUUUUGGGUGUCUUCCGUUCUGCUGUGUUUUUGUGGAGAAGAGCCCGUGUGCCAACCCUUUGCGAAGAGCAACCAAAGACAAGGAUUUGCAAGAGGACAGUGAGGAAAGCAGUGAGAGUCAGUACAAGGAUUCAAGUCAGGAUGAGGAAGAGGUGCCAGAAUUACAGAAGAAAGGUAGAAACUAAAGCACUGGUUUCUAUGUCUGGAAUUCAGCCAGAGUUUACUUCUAUAGACUGUUGUAUCUGCCCUUUGGUGUGUUGCAGCCCCGCCUGUUUGGAAAACAGUGCACAAACUGAUGAUGUAAAUGCUG